AUGAUCAAAACAGCAUCUGAUCCAAAUCUACGGGACGGGCAGUCCUUUAACUCACUGGAAAUAGUUGGUACAUGCUGUUGGAAUCCUUUCCUUUUGGCUAACACUAGAACACCAUUCUUUCUCAGCAAAUAUCCAAAAAGAGCCUUUACAUCAAGGUUUUUAAUAGCACUGCUUCAUUAUGGAGGGGUUCCAGCAGAUUAUUUUUUGGAGCUUGUAAGGAAGGCACUAAAAGAUGUUGAGAAAGCUUGUCAUAAAGCUAGUGAUUCUCUCGAAGUUGCAUAUAACCAUGCCAAUAUGGACGAUUCUAUGUCAGCACGAAUGAUUCUUUCUGGAAUUCAACCUGAAGAUGAUGCAUAUUUGCAAUACCAGCUGGCUUUUAUGACUCGAGAAGAAAGAGAAGGAAUCAAAUUAGGAAGGAUUCCUAUUGAGGAGAGUUACUAUCUGAUGGGCACAUCAGAUCCUACUGGGACACUAAAGCCCAAUGAAGUUUGUGUGAUACACGAGAAUGGACAAAUUUCUGGAGAGGUUCUUGUCUACACAAAUCCUGGGUUACAUUUCGGCGAUAUACAUGUAUUAACAGCAACUCCAAUUCCUAAUUUGGAGAAGGAUAUUGUGGGAUUUUCCAAAUAUGUUAUAAUACUUCCUAUUUCUGGUCCACGGUCUUUGGCUGAUGAGAUGGCUAACAGCGACUUCGACGGUGAUAUGUACUUUGUAUCAAGAAAUCCCCAGGCUGGAAUUUGGAUGGAAUUUGCGAUGUUGUUUCUGAUAGUUUUUUCUGAUAGUUGA
Messenger RNA from Triticum dicoccoides, 786 nucleotides. RefSeq names its product probable RNA-dependent RNA polymerase 3. Gene Ontology annotation, cellular component: nuclear RNA-directed RNA polymerase complex. Gene Ontology annotation, molecular function: RNA-directed RNA polymerase activity. The transcript is spliced from 5 exons. Lineage: Eukaryota; Viridiplantae; Streptophyta; Magnoliopsida; Poales; Poaceae. The coding region runs from base 1 to 786 and encodes 261 amino acids. The record is from RefSeq and is a predicted model, not a curated record. Gene Ontology annotation, biological process: siRNA processing.